AUGGAUGAAAUAGGGAGUAUCGAUGACUCCCUGACUGACAACAGCAAUCUCGAGGAACCAUCGGCGUUCGGUGGUGAUUUCCAGGGAACACUUCCAGUUAGCGUACAUAGGGGCCUCGAAGCAGGCGGCCCAGUAUUUCCGCUCAAGUCCGCCAUCAUCACUGGCGGCAUUCGCCAGCUCAUCGUUUCGAAACCAACAUUGGAUUCUCUUUGCACUCUCAUUACUCGUGUUCACGCCCCAUUCUCUGAGCUUCCUGCUCUUCUUCGCCACCGUGCAACCGCCGAUAUGAACUCCUCUUGA
Messenger RNA from Cyclocybe aegerita, 300 nucleotides. The record is from the annotation of a GenBank genome assembly. Lineage: Eukaryota; Fungi; Basidiomycota; Agaricomycetes; Agaricales; Hemipholiotaceae.